This is a messenger RNA of Ostrinia furnacalis (Asian corn borer), 644 nucleotides long. Its product is annotated as cuticle protein 7-like. The transcript has 4 exons. NCBI's taxonomy places the organism in Eukaryota, Metazoa, Arthropoda, Insecta, Lepidoptera, Crambidae. Gene Ontology annotation, cellular component: extracellular matrix. The record is from RefSeq and is a predicted model, not a curated record. The coding region runs from base 20 to 547 and encodes 175 amino acids.
UGCUCUGAUUAACAACAAAAUGUUCACUAAAGUGUUCGCCAUCAGCGCUGUCCUAGCGGCCGCCAACGCGGGUCUGCUGCCAGUGCACCACGCCGCGGUGUCCUCCCAGAGCAUAGUGCGCCAUGACGCUCCCGUGCACUACGCCGCGCACUAUGCGCCGGCGCACAUCGCCACUGCGCACUACGUCCACGCCGCGCCCGUCGUCCACGCCGCCCCCAUCGUCCACGCUGCCCCCCUCGUCCAUGCUGCCCCCAUCGCUCAUGAAUACUCCCACCCCAAAUACGACUACUCGUACUCCGUGGCUGACCCUCACACCGGCGACCACAAGUCCCAGCACGAGUCCCGCGACGGUGGCGCCGUGCACGGCAGCUACUCCCUCGUCGAGCCCGACGGCUCCGUCCGCAAGGUCGAGUACACCGCUGACGACCACCAUGGUUUCAACGCCGUAGUCCACAAGACCGCCGGCCACCACCCCGCGCCCGUUGCGCACGCGGCGCACUACGUCGCUCUCGCGCCCGCCCAUGGGCAUCAUGGCCUCCACUACUAGACUAUAAUGCGCGCGUGCUAUGACUGAUGAAUGUGAUAUUUAAGUGUACAUAUGAUGAUGAAUAUACUCAUGUAAAUAAAUACUCAGCUGCUGAAUA